Molecule: messenger RNA, 365 nt
Organism: Colletotrichum acutatum
Lineage: Eukaryota; Fungi; Ascomycota; Sordariomycetes; Glomerellales; Glomerellaceae
Exons: 1
Coding region: 91-285 (64 amino acids)
Source: RefSeq, a predicted model, not a curated record
GCCCGCUCCCUGACGCCGGUCUCGGCGGCGCAGAUUUGGCAGCUCUCGGCUGUUUACCCACCCCAAUUGGUUGGUGAUAAAACGCCGUGGAUGACGAUGCAGCCUACACAAGUUGGGUUUUCUCGCGGCUGGGCGCCAACGGCCGAGGCCUUACUUGGUUGGAAGGGGUCCUUGAGAAGUGCCGUGAAAAAGGAGCUGAGGGUUGGAGCCAAGGAGAGCAUGGGCAGACUUUUCGGAUUGACCCGACUUUUGGGAAUCCCAGUUGAAGCUUGUCAGGCUACCUGAGGCCUCGGAAUUGAGCCUCAGGAAUGGAUUGAGGAGUUUGAAAAGGCUUAAUAUUAAGAAGAGGCCAGAGUCAUCGUAGA